This is a messenger RNA of Halteromyces radiatus, 771 nucleotides long. RefSeq lists its product as uncharacterized. NCBI's taxonomy places the organism in Eukaryota, Fungi, Mucoromycota, Mucoromycetes, Mucorales, Cunninghamellaceae. The record is from RefSeq and is a predicted model, not a curated record. Gene Ontology annotation, biological process: transcription by RNA polymerase III. Bases 1 to 771 code for a protein of 256 amino acids. The transcript has 2 exons. Gene Ontology annotation, cellular component: transcription factor TFIIIC complex. Gene Ontology annotation, molecular function: protein binding.
AUGGUUAAAAGAGAAAUAAAGGAAAAAUUCCCUUUUUCUGGUAUAGAAAAGUAUGUUGAAGGUGUAUUUAGAAAACACGUAUUCGACCUUCCUUUAUUGCACGAUGCCAACAUUUAUCCUCAAGUACACGCGACUAUGAAUGAUUGGGAACUAACUUCAACUGAAAAUGCCAUGCCUUAUUUACCUUCACAACAAGAUCCUGUUAAACUUACCUUGGGAAUUCAUGACUUGACUAAUAUCUCUUUACCUACUUUUUCAUCUACCAAUAUUAAUAAAUAUAUGCGAUACAAACGAGGACAUAUAUUCAACACAGGCAGCAACGUAUGUAGUUUGGACUUUGCACCAAAAACAACUCUUAUUGACAGCAAUCCUUUGAUUCACUUUUUGGCAACAGGUGGAUAUAAAGAACGAAAUGAAUUACACUCCUUUGAAACACAACAACAAGGCUAUCAAAAUUGUAUACAACUAUGGAAUUGUGAUCUGAAUACAACAAGAUCAGAAGAUCAAGUAUCAGCUCCUCAUUUGGAUCUAUGUCUUUUACAUGAUUUUGGUCAUGUACGUGCUUUGAAAUGGUGUCCUUAUGGUGCUUAUGAAGAAAACCUUGAUAGUGAUAUGGAUGACAAUUCUUCUAUACCGAAGCUUGGUAUAUUGGCUGCUUGUUUUGGUGACGGUACUGUUCGUAUAUUGGUGAUUCCACAUCCUGAUAUUUUGAGAUCUAGACUUGAUAUUAAUCAUCAGGAACCUAUCUACUGUAAGUUCUCUCUUCUUUGA